AAACAUCGAACCAUAUUUACUGAAAACCUAUGUGCUAUUCACAUGUAUAAGAAAAAAAUAGUCUUUAUUAAACCCAUCUAUGUGGGAAUGAGCAUAUUAGAUCUUUCGAAGCAUUUGAUGUAUGAUUUUCAUUAUAAUGUGAUGAAACCUAAAUACAGAGAUAACAUAAAACUGUUAUCUCAGGAUACGGACAAUUAUAUAUAUGAUAUAAAAAUAGAUGAUAUUUAUCAAGAUAUGAAAAGAAUGAUCGAUUACUUUGAUACAUCCGAUUAUCCCGAGAAUAAUCAAUAUGGUAUACCGAGAGUUAAUAAGAAGGAGUUAGGUAAAAUGGAGGAUGAAAAUAAUGGAAAAAUAAUGAGAGAAUUUGUUGGUUUAAGAGCAAAAAUGUAUGCCUUAAAAGUAGAAGAUCAGGUUACAAAGAAAUCAAAAGGAGUAAAGAAAUGUGUUGUUAAAAAUAGGAUAUCAUUUGAUGAUUAUAAAGACUGUUUGUUUAAUAAAACAGAGCAUUCCCGAACAAUGAAUCUAAUUAGAAACAAGAAACAUCAACUUUAUUCAAUAAAAGUAAACAAGAAAAUGUUCUCACCACAUGAUGAUAAGAGAUAUAUAUAUUGA
Molecule: messenger RNA, 612 nt
Organism: Centruroides sculpturatus (bark scorpion)
Lineage: Eukaryota; Metazoa; Arthropoda; Arachnida; Scorpiones; Buthidae
Exons: 1
Coding region: 43-612 (189 amino acids)
Source: RefSeq, a predicted model, not a curated record